Elgaria multicarinata webbii is the source of this 1353-nucleotide messenger RNA. It is a transcript of the gene S1PR5, whose product is annotated as sphingosine-1-phosphate receptor 5. The record is from RefSeq and is a predicted model, not a curated record. Gene Ontology annotation, biological process: regulation of metabolic process; adenylate cyclase-activating G protein-coupled receptor signaling pathway. Lineage: Eukaryota; Metazoa; Chordata; Lepidosauria; Squamata; Anguidae. Gene Ontology annotation, molecular function: sphingosine-1-phosphate receptor activity. Bases 145 to 1305 code for a protein of 386 amino acids. The transcript has a single exon. Gene Ontology annotation, cellular component: plasma membrane; cytoplasm.
GGUGGGGUGGAAUCUGAUUCGUAAAACAUCAUCAUCUCCUCUGGACAGAGCCUGGGACAUGCACAAGAGAGGCACAGCGUGAUGGGAAGCACUCAGUAGUACUGCGUAAACCCAUGAGACUAAGAGGAGAGAGGCACCAGUGGGAUGGGGACCAUCAGCAUGGAGUCUUCACAUUACCCAGUCCAUUUCUACCGGGAGUACCACAAUAACAACAUCAUUUCGCUACACUACAACUACACAGGCAAGCUCCAUGCCAGCAAGUACAAGGGCAGCCUCAAGGCCGAUGCCAUCGCCUUCCUGGUUGUGUGUGCCUUCAUUGUGGUGGAAAAUCUAGUGGUGCUGCUAGCCAUCUGGAGGAACAAGAAAUUCCACUUGCCCAUGUAUUAUCUGAUUGGGAAUCUGACGCUGUCGGACCUGCUGGCUGGUGUGGCCUACACUGCCAAUAUCAUCCUGUCUGGGCCCAGCACACUCAAGCUCACCCCUGUCCAGUGGUUCCUGCGGGAAGGUGGGGUCUUUGUCACGCUCGCUGCGUCUGUCCUCAGCCUCUUGGCGAUUGCCAUUGAACGGCACAUAACCAUGAUCCGCAUGAGACUCUACCACGGGGACAAGAAAGGGCGGAUGUUCUUGUUGGUGGGCGCCAGCUGGCUGGUCUCCAUCUUGCUUGGGGUGCUGCCAAUUCUGGGCUGGAACUGCAUGGAGAACCUUCCCGAGUGUUCCACGGUGCUGCCCCUCUAUUCUAAGCAUUAUGUCCUUUUCUGCAUCACCAUUUUCUUGGCGAUCCUGGUCUCCAUUGUAGUACUCUACGCCCGCAUCUACCGCAUGGUCAAGUUCAACGGGCAGCGUCUGGGCAGCCUCCGGAAAGGCAUGCUCAAGAAGUCGCAGAAGUACAUGGCCCUGCUGAAGACGGUGACCAUUGUGGUGGGCACUUUCAUAGCCUGCUGGCUACCGCUUUUCGUCCUCCUGUUGCUGGAUGUUGCAUGCCAGGCCCAGUCCUGCAGUGUGCUCUACAAGGCAGACUAUUUCCUGGCCUUGGCGAUGAUGAACUCCCUGCUUAAUCCCAUCAUUUACACCCUGACCAGUAAGGACAUGAGGCGGGCCAUUUUCAAGUUGCUCUGCUGCCUCCUGGUGGUCCCACCAGGUGCAGAGGAGAGCCGGGCCAAGCGCUUUGGUUUCCCCAUACUGGAGGGCAGCACCAGCAAGUCAGAGCGUUCGUCUCACCAGCAGGAGGGGCUCAAUACCAGCUUGUCAGUCGGGAAUGGCACCCCGGCAGCCAUCAAGGCGUUGGUGUUAAAGGCUGCUUACUGAAUUCCUUGGUGAGCCCUGGCCAGGGCAGCAGCCAGAAAAGCCGGGUGC